GACUCUGUCUGGACGGGUAGCAAUGCUUUAGUCAGAUGUCUGGGGAAAUCUGACUUCAAAGCAUGGAGUUCCGCUAUUCCAGAGAAGUCGAUCUGACUGUCUACGAGACGGAUGGCCUUGACUACGGGAUUCCACUGCGUGUGCAUAAUGACCCACUCGAGGAAGUCAAUGGAACUCUUCGUGCUCAAAGAGACUGGACGAAAUAUAUCCAACCUGUGAUGGGUUACAAUGGAAACCUCGGCGACCCUUAUAGCUUCAUGUCUGUUACAGUUCCGGAAUGCUUGCCAGACAGACUCGAGAUCAUUUCAUACGCCAACGAAUAUGCCUUUCUUUAUGACGACUGGAUGGAAAGUUUUGACUUGAAAAAGGACCUGGGUGAGAACGGCGUGUUUCUGGAAGCCUUUGGGGCUGGUGCUCUUGAGGGUAAAAAUGACCCAAAAGCCCGCCCCGAGAAACGUCUUCAAUCGCAAGUUCUCUCCGAGAUGAUGGCCAAAGACCCGGAGCGAGCCAGAACUACCAUGAAGGCGUGGGCUGGUUUUGUCCAGUCGGCAUCGAAGACGCGGUCGUCACCGUUCGAGACAUUGGACCAGUACAUGCCAGCACGAGCUAUUGAUGCGGGGGAAGGCAUCUGGUUCGGUACCUUGACCUUUGGAAUGGGACUGACCAUUCCGGAUGACGAAUUUGACCUGUGUACGAAACUAGCUAGACCGGCCUACAUAGCUUUGGGGCUGGUCAAUGAUCUAUAUUCGUGGGAAAAGGAACGAGCUGCAUCCGUUCAAGCGGGACACGACUAUGUUUUCAACGCUAUUUGGGUUAUCAUGAAGGAGAGGUCUGUAGGAGAGGAGGAAGCGAAGAAGAUAUGCCAUAAGGAGAUUAUCAAGGCCAUUUCGACAUACUGCCGGACGCUGGAAGAGACGAAGAAUGACUUAUCCUUGUCCCACGAUCUUCGGAUGUAUCUCGAAGCUGUGUUACUGAGCUAUAUUGGGAAUCUCGUCUGGAGCAUCUACUGUCCUCGAUACCGGGAGUUCUAGAUUGGUUUAGGUAGAUUAGAGGUUUGCUGGUAGCCGUUGGAAGUCGCGAAUAUCUUACCACUUAAGAUUACCGGCAUGUAGUUCCGAAUUUACAGUUGUCAUUUUCCUUUUCAGGGGUCAUGUACGUACCUUCACUCCCAAUAACUACCUAAAGACUGAAGGAUCAUAAAAG
Annulohypoxylon maeteangense is the source of this 1203-nucleotide messenger RNA. RefSeq names its product fusicoccadiene synthase. Lineage: Eukaryota; Fungi; Ascomycota; Sordariomycetes; Xylariales; Hypoxylaceae. The record is from RefSeq and is a predicted model, not a curated record. The transcript is spliced from 3 exons. Bases 63 to 1031 code for a protein of 322 amino acids.